Messenger RNA from Musa acuminata AAA Group (dessert banana), 3837 nucleotides. RefSeq names its product protein TPR1. The transcript is spliced from 25 exons. The record is from RefSeq and is a predicted model, not a curated record. Gene Ontology annotation, biological process: regulation of DNA-templated transcription. Lineage: Eukaryota; Viridiplantae; Streptophyta; Magnoliopsida; Zingiberales; Musaceae. The coding region runs from base 257 to 3661 and encodes 1134 amino acids. Gene Ontology annotation, molecular function: protein binding.
GGUGAGCGGACUUAUCGGUGAUAAGUCGGUGGAAAAGUCCGGGAGGACUGCAAAACCGCAUCGAGGAAAGGGAGGAACUCGGAUGGGUCGCCAAACCCUAGACAUUCCCCUACCGCUUUGAAUUCUCGCGCGCGCUGCUUGAUUUCGACGACGCCUCCCUCGAAUUCGUGGUGCCCCUGCUCUCCGCCACUACUCCAGCUCCAAUUCGAUCUCUUUGUCGGACUUCCUCGCCCUGGUUUGAGCUCUGAUCACUGGUAUGUCAUCGCUAAGCCGGGAGCUGGUGUUCCUCAUACUCCAGUUCCUGGAUGAGGAGAAGUUCAAGGAAUCGUUCCACAAGCUAGAGCAGGAAUCGGGGUUUUUCUUUAAUAUGAAAUACUUUGAGGAGAAGGCACAGGCGGGAGAGUGGGAUGAGGUGGAGAAGUAUCUAUCGGGGUUCACUAAGGUUGAUGAUAAUCGGUACUCGAUGAAGAUUUUCUUCGAGAUUAGGAAACAGAAGUAUUUGGAGGCGCUUGACAGGCAUGACAGGGCAACGGCAGUUGAAAUACUAAUAAAGGAUCUCAAGGUUUUCUCGACAUUUAAUGAGGAGUUGUAUAAAGAGAUUACUCAGCUUCUCACCCUUGAAAAUUUUAGGGAAAAUGAACAGUUAUCUAAAUAUGGUGAUACUAAGUCUGCCCGAAGUAUCAUGCUUAUAGAACUGAAGAAGCUAAUUGAAGCAAAUCCUCUCUUUAGGGAGAAGCUAGUUUUUCCUACUCUUAAAGCUUCACGGUUGCGAACUCUGAUUAACCAAAGCUUGAACUGGCAGCAUCAGCUGUGUAAGAAUCCAAGGCCAAAUCCUGACAUCAGGACAUUAUUCACAGACCAUACUUGUGCUCCUCCAAAUGGAGCUCGUGCUUCACCGGUACCUGUUCCGCUUGCAGCUGCACCAAAAGCUGCUGGUACAUAUACACCACUUGGGGCUCAUGGGCCGUUUCCACCUCAGGCAGCUUCAAAUGCUAGUGCUUUAGCUGGUUGGAUGGCUAAUGCUGCUGCUUCAUCCUCUGUCCAGUCUGCUGUCGUUACAGCAUCAUCAAUACCUGUUCCACUGAAUCAAGUUUCUAUCAUGAAACGCCCAAGAACUCCUCCAAAUACCAUCAGCAUGUCAGACUAUCAAAAUGUGGAAUCUGAGCAGCUGAUGAAGCGUCUGCGGCCUGGUUCACAUCCAGUCGAUGAGGUCACAUAUCCUGCUGCUCUUCCACAAGUUACAUGGUCAUUGGAUGACCUGCCAAGAGUUGUAGCUUGCUCCUUGACACAGGGAUCCAAUGUGACUAGCAUGGAUUUUCAUCCUUCUCAUCACACAGUACUUCUUGUGGGAUCUGUAAAUGGUGAAAUCACACUAUGGGAGAUUGGUCUCAGAGAAAAGCUGGUGUCAAAGCAGUUCAGAGUAUGGGAAAUGGCUGCUUGUUCACCGCAAUUCCAGAGUGCCAUUGUCAAAGACUCUUCUAUAUCAAUUACCCGAGUUAUUUGGAGUCCAGAUGGAAAUUUGAUUGGGAUUGCAUUCACGAAACACUUGAUUCAUUUACAUGGAUAUCAGGCACCAAAUGAUCUCUGCCAAGUUAUCGAGAUUGAUGCUCAUGUUGGAGGAGUCAAUGACAUAGCAUUCUCUCAUCCAAGUAAACAACUUUGCGUGGUCACUUGUGGAGAUGAUAAGCUUAUAAAGGUGUGGGAUUUAAAUGGUCAAAGGCUUUUUGUCUUUGAAGGACAUGAGGCACCUGUCUAUUCUAUUUGCCCCCACCGCAAAGAAAAUAUUCAGUUUAUCUUCUCAACUUCCCUUGAUGGAAAAAUAAAAGCAUGGCUGUAUGACAAUAUAGGAUCCAGAGUUGACUAUGAUGCUCCUGGGCGUUGGAGUACCACAAUGCUUUAUAGUGCUGAUGGAAGUCGAUUGUUCUCAUGUGGAACUAGCAAAGAUGGAGACUGUUUUCUUGUUGAGUGGAAUGAAAGUGAAGGAUCCAUAAAGAGGCAAUACACUGGCUUCCGGAAGAAGUCCACUGUUGUUGUGCAGUUUGAUACUGCACAAAAUCAUUUUUUGGCUGCUGGAGAAGAUAAUUUAAUAAAAUUUUGGGAUGUAGACAACAUUAACAUGCUUACAAGCACUGAAGCUGAUGGUGGACUUCCUAGUCGUCCACGAUUGAGAUUUAACAAGGAAGGAAAUCUUCUUGCUGUUACAACUGUAGAUAAUGGCUUUAAGAUACUAGCUAAUGCAGAUGGUCUUAGGAUCUUACGAUCCUUUGGAAGUCGCUCCUUGGAACCAUUUAGAGCUCAACAUGAACCUUCUCCUAUCAAGGUUUCAUGUUCACCUGUGGUGGCAAAUAUCUCACCAAACAUCAGCAUUGUGGACCGUUUGGACAGAAAUUCUCCUGCAAAGCCCUCUAUUAUUCUUAGUGGGGGUGAUCCAACUCCUAGGAAUGUAGAUAAUAAGCCAAAAAUUUCAGAAGAGUUGCAGGAUAAGAUGAAGUCAUGGGAGUUGGCUGAAAUUUUGAAUGCAAAACAAUGCCGAGUUGCUAGCAUGCCAGAUACUGAUUCUGCCUGCAAGGUUGCAAGGCUUCUUUACACAAAUUCUGGUGUUGGCUUAUUAGCUUUGGGGUCUAAUGCUAUUCAGAGACUGUGGAAGUGGAGCCGCAAUGAACAAAACCCCAGUGGCAAGGCCACUGCCAGUGUUGUUCCACAACAUUGGCAACCAAACAGUGGUCUUCUUAUGACUAAUGAUGCAUCAGAUACAAACUCUGAAGAGGCAGUCCCUUGUAUUGCGCUUUCAAAGAAUGAUUCAUAUGUCAUGUCUGCAUGUGGCGGGAAAAUUUCUUUGUUUAAUAUGAUGACAUUUAAGGUAAUGACAACAUUCAUGUCCCCCCCACCAGCUUCGACAUUUUUAGCAUUCCAUCCACAGGACAACAACAUUAUAGCAAUUGGAAUGGAAGAUUCAACCAUCCACAUAUACAAUGUUAGGGUGGAUGAGGUCAAAACAAAACUGAAGGGUCACCAGAAGCGCAUAAGUGGGUUAGCAUUUUCAAACAAUCUUGGUAUCCUUGUAUCUUCAGGUGCUGAUGCACAGCUUUGCAUAUGGAACACGGAGACCUGGGAGAAAAAGAAAUCUCUGGCUAUUCAAUUGCCUACUGGAAAGACACCAGCUAGUGAUACCCGGGUCCAGUUUAAUUCUGAUCAAAGUCGCUUGUUUGUAGUCCAUGAAACACAGCUAGCUAUAUAUGAUACCUCCAACACUGAGCGUAUCCAACAGUGGGUUCCUCAAGAUGCCCUAUCUGCUCCUAUAUCAUAUGCAUCAUACUCGUGCAACAGUCAACUUGUUUAUGCUUCCUUCUGUGAUGGUAAUAUUGGUGUGUUUGAUGCUGACAACUUGCGAUUGCGAUGCCGAAUUGCCCCAUCGGCGUACAUGACUCCUGCUGCUGCAAGCAGCAACCUGCCAGUGUACCCUCUUGUCAUUGCGGUGCAUCCACAAGAGCCAAAUCAGUUUGCUGUUGGUUUGGCAGAUGGAGCAGUUAAAGUAUUCGAGCCUUUGGAGUCUGAAGGAAAAUGGGGAGCUCCUGUACCGGUUGAUAAUGGGGUACAUGGUAGCAGGGCGCAAGCAUCAUCGACUACAAGCAAUUCUGCAGUGGACCAGCUCCAAAGAUGAUUGUUGCAUCACUGUAAAUGUUCUAAUCUUUAGACCAAGAACCCCAUAUUUGUGUUGUACCAAUUGUAGGUUUCAUUUAACUAAUUUCAACUUUUCUUUUAUACCUCUGUAUGUGAUUCCUGAAAGGUAACCAUAAAAAUAGAAUCAAUAAGAAUGGAUGUGUAUGUUUGAUACUA